GGUGCGAGUGCGGCUGGAACCGGACUGUACGCCCAGGACCGGGAGACCACAGCUACAACUGGACUGUACGCCCAGGACCGGGAGACCACAGCUACAACUGGACUGUACGCGCAGGACCGGGAGACCACAGCUACAACUGGACUGUACGCCCAGGACCGGGAGACCACAGCUACAACCGGACUGUACGCGCAGGACCGGGAGACCACAGCUACAACUGGACUGUACGCCCAGGACCGGGAGACCACAGCUACAACCGGACUGUACGCGCAGGACCGGGAGACCACAGCUACAACUGGACUGUACGCCCAGGACCGGGAGACCACAGCUACAACCGGACUGUACGCGCAGGACCGGGAGACCACAGCUACAACUGGACUGUACGCCCAGGACCGGGAGACCACAGCUACAACUGGACUGUACGCCCAGGACCGGGAGACCACAGCUACAACUAGACUGUACGCCCAGGACCGGGAGACCACAGCUACAACUGGACUGUACGCCCAGGACCGGGAGACCACAGCUACAACUGGACUGUACGCCCAGGACCGGGAGACCACAGCUACAACUGGACUGUACGCCCAGGACCGGGAGACCACAGCUGGAGCCGGACUGUACGCCCAGGACCGGGAGACCACAGCUGGGACCGGGACUGCUGAUCUCACGACCGGGGCGGCAAAGCUAUAGACUUGUGGCCGUACAGUACUCUUGGGACCGGGAAAUCUUACCUGGAAACAGAUUGUGUGCACCUGCGACUGGGAGAUCUUACCUGGAAACAGAUUGUGUGCACCUGAGACCAGGAGAUCUUACCUGGAAACAGAUUGUGUGCACCUGAGACCAGGAGAUUUCCCCUGGAGCCGGGGCAGCACAUCUGGACUGAGGGAGAUGCUGGCGUUGCUGCUCGUGGUUCUGCCGUUGAUUCUGGCAGCAGACAGGGACAUCCUCAACAUCUGCAUGGACGGAAAACACCACAAGACAAAGCCGGGCAUCGAGGGGAGUCUCUUUCGUCAGUGUGAGCCAUGGAGAGAGAACGCCUGUUGUACAGCCAACACCAGCAAAGAGGCACACAAUGACCAGUCCUUCCUCUACAGAUUCAACUGGAAUCACUGUUACAACAUGUCAGAGAGAUGCAAGAGGCACUUCAUCCAGGACAGCUGUCUGUACGAGUGCUCCCCCAACCUCGGCCCCUGGAUUCAGAAGGUCGAUCAGUCUUGGAGAAAGGAGCGAAUCCUGGAUGUUCCGAUCUGUAAGACUGACUGUGAGGAGUGGUGGCAGGACUGUCAAGAGGACUACACCUGCAAAUCCAACUGGCACAAGGGAUGGGACUGGUCCUCUGGCACCAACCAGUGUCCGAAAAACUCCAAGUGUCAGAAGUUUUCAGCAGUGUUCCCGACUCCCCGGGACCUCUGUGAGAAGGUGUGGAGCCACUCCUACAAGUACACCCCUCACGAUCGGGGGAGCGGGAAGUGUAUCGUCCUGUGGCUCAACGCGCGUACAAAGCGAAACCCCAACAAGGAGGUGGCGCGGUACUACGCUAUUCAGAAGGGGCUGAUAUCAGCUUCGAGAUCUGUCUCCUCCUGUCAUCUCAUCUUGCUGCCACUCCUCCUUGCUGGAGCCUUGUCCUAGCUCCCAGAACGAGCCGCAGGGAGGGACUGUGGACGGACUCUCCUCCUGGGGGCUUACUUUUGCACACCUGAGCUCCAGUGCACACGUGAUUUAACCAGCCUCGGUCUCCAGUCAGCUGCUUCAGACGGACAGCGUCCGAGCAGACGGCUGUGGACUCGGCAAACGUCUCCAGAAAGUCCCGAGGAACUUCAUGGUGGCUGGAGGGUCUUCACAGUGUGAUCACCAAUCAAAUGUAGAAAACACAACGGCCAAUCGGUGCACAGUGAGAUCCCACAGACAGACACUAUUGACCGUACAGUGUUGGUGGGGGUGAGUUUUCUGGGUGUUAGAGAGUAUCCCACUCUUUGUUUUUCCACGUGGUGACUGUGAGAUUGAUUCCAGAGGAACGAUGUUCCUCGGUUUCAUAGAUCAGUACAGUCCCUUCAGCCCACAAUGUUGUGCCAACCCUUCAACCUACUCCAAAUCACACCAACCAUUCCCUACUAUAUAACUCUCCAUCUUGCUCACAUCCAUGUGUCUGAGAGUCUCUUCAGUGCCCCUAAUGUAUCUGCCUGUACCACCGCCCCUGGCAGGGAGUUCUCUGCACCCUCCCAACGAUCCGGGUUCUAUUCUCUUCUCUGUCUGUAAGGAAUUUGUAUGGUCUCCCUGUGAUUCCGUCACUUUUCUCCAGGUGCUCCAGUUUCCUUCCAUAUUCCAAAGUCGUACGAGUUAGCAGGUUAACUGAUCACAUAGGUGUGAUUAGGACCAUAAGACACGAGCAGAAUUAGGCCAUUCAGCCCAUCGAUUCCGCUCCACCAUUCCAACAUGGCUGAUGGCUGAUCCCAGAUCCCACUCAGCCCCAUACAUCUGUCUUCUUGCCAUAUCCCUAGAUGCCCCGACUGAUAAGGAAAUAAUCAACUUCCACCUUAAAUAUACGCGUGUACUUGGCCUCCGGCCGGCUGGUGGCAUAGUGACAUCAGUGCCGGACUUUGGAGUGAAGGCUCCCGAGUUUGAAUCCAGCCAGCUCCCUUGCACCCUUUCCAUCUGUGCUGGGUUGAGCGUCGAGCUAGCAACUCGGCUUCGUAAAAAUAAGAAAGCCUGCGAGAAAAACGCUGUCACGACGGCGUCCUGAUGACUCCACUCGGAGUUAAGGGCUUUCUUCUUCUUGGCCCUCAAUCACAGUCUGUGGCAGAGCAUUUCACAGAUUCCCUAAAGAAAAAUUCCUCCUUACCUCUGUUCUGAAGGGUUGCCCCUCUAGGUCUGGCUACCCCCACCCUAUCCAGUCCUUUCAACAUUCAGUGUGUUUCAGUGAGUUGGGUGGCACAGGCUCGUUGGAACAACGUUGUAGGUCAAAGGGCCUGUAUGUCUAAAUAAAAACCAUCGAGCACAGAACAAAGACCGUUACAGCACAGCACAGGCUCUUUGGCCCUCAAUGUCGUUCCGGCCUUUCAAUCUACCCCUUCCUUCCCACAUAACUCUCCAUCUCCCUUUCAUUCAUGUGCCUAUCUGUUGAAUGGCCCUAAUGAUUCUGCCUCAACCACCAUCCCGGCUGUACGUUCUGCACACUCACCACCCUCUGUGUAAAAUCUAACAAUCUCUGACACCCCCCCAUAUACAUUUCUAAAUCACCUUCAAACCCUUACAAACAUUCAAGCCCUUUGUAUUAGCCAUUUCCACCCUAGAGAAAUGCCUCUGCUGUCCACUCAAUCUAUGCCUCAUCAUCGUGUUUCUCUUGGUCGAGUCACUCUCAUCCUCCUUUGCUCCAAAGACAAGAGUCUGAGCUUGCUCAACCUAUUCUCCACAGACACGCUUUCUAAUCCAGACAGCAUUUUCCUGUACCCUCUCUAAAGAUUUCGAUCUCCUUCUCCUCCUGCUCCAGCUGUGCCACCCUCCCUCAGCACUACCCCUCCAGUGUUCUCCUCUAUGCCUCAGACACUCAGCACAGGUUGGGUAGCGACCUUGUGGAGUGUCUGCGUUCUCUCUGCACAAACAACCUUCAGCUCUAUUCCCCCACUGAGCUGCGUCUGCCUCCCCCAUCGUACCAACCAAGCCCAACACGGGCGCGAGGAUCACCUUUGGCCUGGAUGCCCGACGGCCCUUGAGACUCAAUAAGUGAAGUCAGUGGUCUCAGACACCUGCAUCAGCAGUGGCAAUGUCCGGUUGAGGAGCAGGUGACGCUGGUGUGUUGUGCCAUCACUCUGGAAGGGGGUGGAGAUGCAAUCUGUGUUUAGUGACCUUUCAUUGAGGCUGGGGUAUUGUCUGCCUGGGUUUAGGCCCUGUAUUUCCCCAUAGUUGCUACUUGAUCUGCUGAGUGCUUCUGGAUUUUGUUUAAGAUUUCUUAGCUUCUGCAGGUUCCUCGCCCGUUCCUAGUUCUGGUAAAACUCCAUAAGACAUAGAAGUAGAUUUGAAUCUGGUUCCACCAUUCCAUCAUGUCUGAUCUAUUAUUCCUCUCAACCCCAUUCUCCUGCCUUCUCCCUGUGUCCUUUGAUGCCCUGACUAAUCAAGAACCUAUCAACCUCCACUUUAAAUAUACUCAAUGACUUGGUCAUCUGUGGCAAUAAAUUCCAUUUGUACUUCCAUAAAGUACAAAUCUUAUUAAAAGGUAUCGUUUAAAAAGUGUUCUCCAACAACAGUUCAGGAUUGGCAGGGAAGGGGGCAGAAGCCAGAAUAAGAUGGGAGUGGGGAAGUACGAACUGCCAGGUGAGAGGGAAGCUGGAUGGGUGGGGGAAGGGGAUGAAUUAAGAAGCCGGGAGGUGAUAGGUGGAAUAGGUAAAGAGCUGAAGAAGAAUGAAUCUGAUAGGAGAGGAGAGUGGACCAUGGGAGAGAGGGAAGGAGGGGGGGAAGCAGAGGGAGAUGAUGGGCAGGUGAAGAGAAGGGAUGUGAGGAGAAUCAGAAAGUGGAAUAGAAAAAGAUAGAAUGGGGAGCAAUGAAUACAUUAUCUGAAGUUAGAGAUGGUAUGGCCAGGAUGGUGGUAGCGACAGAUACAUUAGGGGCAUGUAAGCGACUCUUGGAUAGGCAUGUGGAUGAUAGAAUAAUGGAGGCGAUGUGGGAGGGAAAGGUUAGAUUGAUCUUGCGGUAGGUUAAAAUGUUGGCACAACAUUGUAGGCCGAAGGGCCUCCACUAUUCUUUGUUCUAAUUCUCCAACCACAGAAACUAGCUCCUUGCUUCACAGAUGAUGCCUAAGCCAGCGAGAUUUUUUUAGUUAUACAGUGAGGAGUAGGCCCCAAAUCACAAACAAGAGAAAAUCUGCAAGGUGCUGUAAAUCCCAGCAACACCCAUAAGUGCUGGGGGAGCUCAGCAGGCCAAGUGGCAUCUAUGGAAAAGAGUACAGUUGAUGUUUUGGGCCGAGACCCUUCAAGCUACGCUGACCCCACAACCCCCGACUAACCUAACCACUGGACAGCCUAUGAUGACCAAUUACCCUACCGGACAUGUCUUUGGACUAUGGGAGGACACCAGAGCACCCAGAGGAAACCCACACAUUCACAGGGAGGACUUAGAGAGGCUUCUCACAGAACGGAGCUGGAAUUGAGCUCCAAACUGUGCCCCCUCUGAACUGAACUCCAAACUCAGCGAUGCACUGAGCUGUAAUCGUGUCGCGCCAACUGCUCGCUUCCGUGGCACAUUCUGUUUCUAUUUGCGUGAAAUAUUUGGUUGACAUUUUGCUCUUAGUGGGAUCUUGCUGUGUACAGAUUGUUUGAGGUAUUCCCUGUAUUUCUGCCACAACUACGUUUCGCAGUCCUCCGUUUGCUGUGUGGUGCUUUGGGAAUUCUGAGCCGGGGAAAGUGUCCGUGGAAAACAGGCAGUUUGUGUGAUAAUCGCUGUUUACAUUGGUGUUUUUUUGAUCUCUUGCGUCAAGACUGUAACUGCCAGAUCUUGUUUGGGACUGUGGUGUUACAGGUGUGCUGGUUAUUCACGGUAAAUGCAGACCCAUAAUUCAGAUCCAGGGACGGAUGGGAACCGGUGGGUUUGGGAGGGUCUGUCGGAGUAGCCCGGGUGAGUUACCGUGGUGCGUUUUGUUGACGGUGCACAUUGUGCGCCGGUGGCGGAUGGGAUGCCAAUCGAGCGGGCUGCUUUGUCCUGGACAGUGUCGGACUACUCGAGAGUUGCUGGAGUCACCUCCCCAGACCAGCGGAGAAUCCAUCACACUCCUGACCUGAGCCUUGUGGGCUCGGGGGUGGGGGUGGGGGGCUCGGCUAGCGGUUAGCGUAAGGCCUUACAACGCGAGCAACCCGGGUUCAAUUCCUGCCGCUGGCUGUGAGGAGCUUGUACAUUCUCCCCGUGACCCUGUGGGUUUCCUCCCGCGUUCCAAAAACGUACGGCGUAGGGUCUGUAAGUUGCCGACUGCCCCCAGCACGUCCUUGACUGUGUUGGUCAUUGAUGGAAGCCUCAUAUCAAAUCAAAUUCAAAUUUAGUUACCAUUCAACCGUACAUGAAUACGGCCGCACGAAACAGCGUGGGGCCAGGGUGCAAAACAUAAGACAACACAUUCAAAAUAGCGAGCAAAAAACAAACAAAUGUAGUCCCCGACCCUGAGCAACAUGUCCUGCAAAUUGAUUGCACAGAUUACCCGCGGUGUGCAGCCGCGGUACCCAGCCUGUCAUUCUGCUGAUUGAACACUAGUGGGCAGCAUGCUGUGCCACUGUAUGAAUUUCACUGUACAGGUGACCAAUUAACUGAGCUUUAAUCUUUAGAUAGUGGAUGGGCUUUGGGAAGCUGCUUAUUCCGACAUCCGUUUCUUUAAAAUGCUGCAUAAUAUGAAUAAUAUUUGAUGGAAGUAUUUUAAUAUUUUCAGACCAUUUAAUACAACCUCUAACAUAUUAACACUCCCACCCAUUGCCAGUAAGUGCCAAAAUUCUUUUUUGUGAUGAACAAUGUCUUUACAUUUUGCUUUCUAACUGUCGCUUUUGCUCUCAAACGCGACUGAAAUGAUUAAGAAAUAAAUGGUUUCUUGAACAGCA
This is a messenger RNA of Hypanus sabinus (Atlantic stingray), 6563 nucleotides long. Its product is annotated as folate receptor alpha-like. Gene Ontology annotation, molecular function: signaling receptor activity. Gene Ontology annotation, cellular component: external side of plasma membrane. Bases 883 to 1623 code for a protein of 246 amino acids. The transcript is spliced from 5 exons. Lineage: Eukaryota; Metazoa; Chordata; Chondrichthyes; Myliobatiformes; Dasyatidae. The record is from RefSeq and is a predicted model, not a curated record.